Brienomyrus brachyistius is the source of this 7835-nucleotide messenger RNA. RefSeq names its product protein strawberry notch homolog 2-like. The transcript has 33 exons. The coding region runs from base 492 to 4826 and encodes 1444 amino acids. NCBI's taxonomy places the organism in Eukaryota, Metazoa, Chordata, Actinopteri, Osteoglossiformes, Mormyridae. Gene Ontology annotation, biological process: regulation of DNA-templated transcription. The record is from RefSeq and is a predicted model, not a curated record. Gene Ontology annotation, cellular component: nucleus. Gene Ontology annotation, molecular function: chromatin DNA binding; histone binding.
GGCCUUGCAGUGCACGAUUGUUUAGGCCCUUUGCAGUAUCCGUGAGCCCUCGCACGGCCAUGAUGGUGCCGCAGGUGACCGACCCCCCUCUUGCGGCCACGAUGGUGUAGGACACGCGCGACCCCCUUCCGCCCUCAUCGGCAGGAGGCCAGAGCGCCGGCGGAAGUGUCGCCUCACUCAUUCAAGAUGGCGGCGUUUAUCCGGAAGUAAGAAAACGAUUCGGGGCGAGAAUUCCUGUUAAAAACCGCCACUUUCCAUCGAAUAAUAAGAAGGGGCAGUGGCGGAACCCGUCCUUCGAAGGUGGCCGAGUCGGAUAACCCGUGCGCCGGUUGAGAUUGGAGCAACCCCAGCCCCGAGGUGACUUCCGCGUGCGUCACUUGGCAGGCAGUCAUGACAUGACCUCUGAAUCAAGGCCAUGGAUGGUGUUCUGCCACAGUAAGGGCAUGGUCUGAGAAGCUCCGUCAGCCAGCCAUGCCUCGAGCCGGAGCCUGAUGCAUAUUCAGCCCGCGCCUCCUGUCAUGGACGGGGACGACUUCCUGCACCCGGAGGGCCCUCAGCUCGAGGGGGGCCUGUAUGGCCUGGCCAGCUCGUCGCUGCUCCACAUGCCCAUGCAGAGUCAGAUCUACCCCACUAAUUCCUGGAGAUUCCCGCCGCAAUCUGCAUACAACUUGACCAGUUCUAUGCAAUCUGGAAACCAGCAAUACCACUCAAGUCCUGCUUUGGAUAUGCACCCGGAAAUAUUCGACGACGUGGAUUUCACAAACUUUAGCCUGCCCACCAACGGAGACUUUUCUCAGGAACUCCCCUGCAUCAAUGACCUCUCCAACGACUCCCUGUUCUCCUCUCCCUCUGAUUCGCUUUGCGAUUACCCAGACGUGGGCUUCCCGCGGCCUGACAACGCGCCCACAUUGUGGGACAUAAACACGCCCACGCACAGCCAGCUGCAGCAGCCAAACAGGUUUCAGGGAUUGAACAGUUUUGAAGAUGUUUCCGCCAUUAUCAACACCCCGUCUGUAGGAUACCAGGAGCCCCCUGCCCCGCCUGAGGAGGAGGAGGAUGCUGAGGAAGAGGAGUCUGAGGAGCUCGGGCACAUCGAUACCUAUGCGGAUUACAAGCCUUUCAAGUCCACCAUCGGGAAGUCCCACCCUGACAUUGUCGUGGAGACCAACACCCUGUCCAGCGUGCCGCCGCCUGACAUCACCUACACGCUGUCCAUUCCCGAGAGCACCAUCGAGAAGGGCCUGCUGUCCGCCCUGCAGCUGGAGGCCAUCAUAUACGCCUGCCAGCAACACGAGGUGAUCCUUCAGAAUAACCAGAGGGCUGGUUUCCUCAUUGGCGACGGGGCCGGUGUGGGCAAGGGCCGCACUGUGGCCGGUAUCAUCGUGGAGAACUUCUUAAAGGGCCGGAACAAAGCAUUAUGGUUCAGCGUUUCCAACGACCUGAAGUACGACGCGGAGCGAGACCUCAAAGACAUAGACGCUCCCGAUAUUCAUGUUCAUGCCUUAAAUAAGAUUAAGUAUGGAGACACCGCUACCUCAGAAGGAGUCCUGUUCGCCACUUACUCGGCGCUGAUCGGGGAGAGCCAGGCGGGCGGCCAACGCCGGACCAGGCUAAAGCAGAUCCUGGACUGGUGCAAACCGGGCUUCGAUGGAGUCAUCAUAUUCGACGAAUGCCACAAAGCCAAAAAUGCCACGUCCACAAAGAUGGGCAAGGCAGUGCUGGACCUGCAGAACAAGCUGCCGCUGGCCAGGGUGGUUUACGCCAGUGCUACAGGUGCUUCUGAGCCAAAGAACAUGAUCUACAUGAGCCGUCUGGGAAUCUGGGGCGAGGGAACUCCCUUCAAGAUGUUCGAUGACUUCCUGCAUGCCAUCGAAAAGAGGGGAGUGGGCGCCAUGGAGAUCGUGGCUAUGGACAUGAAGGUCAGCGGCAUGUACAUUGCCCGCCAGCUCAGCUUCCAGGGCGUGUCCUUCCGCAUUGAGGAGAUCAGCCUGGACAACAAAUUCAAGCUGGUCUACAAUAAGGCUGCCAGGCUGUGGGCAGAAGCUCUGGAGGUUUUUACCAAGGCUGCCGACGAGCUGAGCCUGGUCUCCCGCAAAGCGCUGUGGGGCCAGUUCUGGUCGUCGCACCAGCGCUUCUUCAAAUAUCUCUGCAUAGCCGCCAAGGUGCCGCGCCUCGUGGAGCUGGCCAACAGGGAGCUGGCGGCUGGCAAGUGCAUUGUGAUUGGCCUGCAGUCCACGGGCGAGGCUCGCACUAGAGAAGUCCUGGACGAGAAUGAUGGACACCUGGACCGAUUUGUCUCCGCUGCUGAGGGUGUGUUUCAGUCUCUGGUACAGAAGCAUUUUCCGUCCGAAAAGCAGAGAAGAGAGAAGGGCAAUGGGAACAAGAGAAAACGAAAGCCCAAGGGACGGCAGCCCAAGUUCCCGAAGCACAGCGUGGACAACGGGGGCGUGAUCAACAUCAGUGACGACAGCAGCACUGACUCCGACGGUCUGGACAGCGACUCAAACUCCUCCCCCGACUCCCUCCAGGACAACGAUGACGUCAUCUUUGUUAACCACACCAACUGUCACACUGCAAAAAUUGAAGAAAUGAAGCAAGGCCUCCUGAACAAAAUUUCCGAGCUGGGAAGAGAACUACCUCUGAACACUCUAGAUGAACUGAUCGACCGCUUUGGAGGGCCGGACAGAGUCUCGGAGAUGACGGGCCGGAAGGGCCGCGUGGUUCGGCGGCCGGACGGCAGCGUGCGUUACGAGUCUCGUGCAGAGCAGGGCCUCACCAUCGACUACGUCAACAUCAAGGAGAAGGAACGCUUCAUGAGUGGGGAGAAGCUCGUGGCCAUCAUCUCGGAGGCAGCCAGCUCCGGCAUCUCCCUGCAGGCUGACAAGCGGGUGAAAAACCAGAAGCGGAGGGUGCACAUGACGCUGGAGCUGCCGUGGAGUGCCGACCGCGCCAUACAGCAGUUUGGUCGGACUCACCGCUCUAACCAGGUCACUGCCCCGGAGUACAUCUUCCUCAUCUCCGAGCUGGGCGGGGAAAGACGCUUCGCCUCCAUCGUAGCCAAGAGGCUAGAGAGCCUGGGGGCCCUGACCCAUGGCGACAGGAGAGCCACCGAGUCCAGAGACUUGAGCAAAUACAACUUUGAGAACAAGUAUGGCACUAAGGCUCUGGACAAGAUUACCAAAGCCAUCCUGGGCCACAUCGAGAGCAAGGUGCCACCUCCCAGGGAUUACCCAGACGGAGAUGCCAUGUUCUUCAGAGACAUGAAGCGUGGGAUGAUGGAUGUUGGCAUCUUCUGUAAAGAGCCUCGCUUUGGUCUCAGUACUGAGAAAGACUGCAGCAUUACGAAGUUCCUUAACCGCAUCCUGGGCCUGGAGGUGGAUAAACAGAAUGCGCUCUUCCAGUACUUCACUGACAACUUUGACUACUUGAUAGAGAAGGACAAGAAGGAAGGGAAGUACGACAUGGGGAUCUUAGACCUGGCUCCCGGUAAUGAUGAGAUCUAUGAGGAGACCCAGGAGAAGUUCCUCACUGCUGGGAACCCUCAGGAUGGCCAGGUGGUGCUCUACAAGAUCAGGGUAGACCGAGGGAUGCCCUGGAAGGAAGCCUGCGACAAGGCCGAGACCCUCCAAGGCCCGGAUGAGGGUUUUUACCUGUCACGAAAGAUGCGGGGAAACUAUCCCUGUGUGCUCCUGGCUGAGCAAGGGCGCAACCGCAACGUCAUCCUCUACAAGCCCAACAUCGGCAAGCAGGCGCAUCCGGAGAACCUGGACAACUUGCUGCGCAGGUACCGCAAGGUGACUGCAGACGAGGCCAGAGAGCCUUGGGAACAUCAGUUUAAGUUCUCCUUCCAGAAAUGCAGCCACGCUAAUUGGAACGGGAAGUGCAAGCAGAUUGAGGAGGGCCACGAAUGCUGGCUAGGCAUGCGGCUGCGGCAGUACCACAUGCUGUGCGGCGCGCUGCUGCGCGUCUGGAAGCGCGUCGCCGACGUGGUGUCCGACAUCACCAACUCCAGCAUCCUGCAGAUCGUCCGGCUCAAGACCAAGCAGCACAACAAGCAAGUCGGCAUCAAGAUCCCGGAGAACUGCGUGGCGCGGGUGCGCGACGAACUGCUCCAUAUGGAUGAGGAGGUGAAGCGCAAGCGGCGGGAACAGGAGCAGCGUGAGGAGGAGCAGCGGCGGGCCGACGACCAGGAGCAGCGGCGGAAGGAGAUCAUGGUCUCCAGCCUGUGCGGGUUCUCCACCCAGCAGUUCUUCCCCAGCCCAGCCCUGCAAUGCCUGCCUGCCCAGAGGAACUCCGACGAUGUGCUGGACCUGACCAUAAGCAGUUCCUCGCCCUCCCCGGACGGCAGUCUGGGCCUGGGCCUGGGCCUGGGCUUGGGCCUAGUUCUGGACGGCUUCGUAGGCCCCGUUGGCGACGGCCAAGACCUGUCCUUGGAUGCUCUGAUGCCGUCGGCGGCACUCAGUACUGCUCAAGUGCCGCGCACUCAACACUCGCAGCACUCCCUGCAUGCGCAGCGCAUGCUGCAGCUACCACUUGCGGCAGUGCCACCGGAGGGCCAGGUGGAUUACCAGAAUUACCUGAAUUUUAACAGUCCCCCCCUAACCCUACCCUACUCAUCCAUGCCCUCUUCUGUCAGAACCUCCUUUCCCCCUGUGCCCCGCUCCUCCCCCCUGUUCUCCUCCGUCCCCACCCCGACAGAACCACAGCCCCAGCCCUUGGUGAAUGGGCACCCCAACACGGAGGGACCCAUAAACGCACGGGAAGUUUUGGACAGUAUGCUGGGAACCAACCCGAACAGACAGUCUGUCAUCCAGUACCGGAAUUGAUUGGCAGGCAGCCGCCGGGUCGCCACAGCAAUGCUAGCGGCGGCCUGGUGGUGUUCGGACCUCCUCCUGCUUCCAGCGCGCAGUUUUAGCUCGGCUCCUAAUUUCUAUAGAAAUGCCUUUCCCUCCAAGACAGAUUGGAAGGAAACCUCUCUGAUUUCAUCGCAGAGAAACCGAAACCAAACAGAUUGUAUAGAACAACGUUGCGUCCAGAAGCGUGCCGCGUAACCUUUGGAGGAUUCCCCACCAUCUCCGGCAGCAGUCCCAUCGGUAGCCCUUGGACCAUACCACCAGUGCCGGGCGCAGGGGUCACGGUGCGGUAGCAUAUCUUUUUGGCCGGCGGAGCAGGUGAAAGUUGGAUAUUUGAUAUCGUCAGAUGGUUUUGGUACCUCCACUAAGUCAGGCCUGCAGGGUUGGCGCCAGUGAGAAGGUUAAAUAGCCUACUGUUGAGGUCAGAAGAGUCCAUUUUAUCUGCGGAUAUGUCCAUUGCGGGAGCCGGUCAGUUUGGCGUAUCCCUGUCAUCGCAUUCGGUGAGCCUAAAGCAGGGGGUGCAGAAUCAGCAUUGCCUUCCAAGAAGCACCUUUUCAAAUGUAGGUCAGGAGCCAGCUGCACCCCCACGGCGUAAAACCCUAACCCUACUGGUGCGUAGACGGGAUGUGUCAAGUUAGGGUCGCGCUGUUUCCCUGCUCACUCUGCAGAGGUUUCUGUGCCUCUUCGUUUGCUGCGAUGAACAGAUCCCAGGUUUGAUGUAGUUGCUUUGAGAGAAUGCCGCGCCCCCCCCCCCACCCCCCGUCUGCCCUACCUUCCCAACCCAAGUGCCGUGAAACUUAAAUAUCCCGUCGGAAAGAGGUACACCCACCAACGUGAAAUCCCACAUCUCGCUUGUGUCGCAAUCGGGGGUGUCGGUUUAAUGAUUCAUUGGGCCGAACCUUUCAUUUCACCACUUGGUAUAGAGUAGCUGCGUGUGUGCCCAUCUCGCUUAAAGGGGAACGACAUGAUUAAACAACCUACUGUUGUAAUAGUGCCUUCAGAACAAGGUGAGAAGUGAGCUAAUUUAAACACCUGAUCUUGUGUAUAUAUUUAUAUUCUGUGGCAUCUUAUUUAUUGGGUUAUAUUUAAUUAGCCCCUUAGUCAUGUGGUGGUGGUCAUGUGAUUCCCCCUCCUCCUCCCAACCUGAAUUACUUCCUGUCAUCUGUGUAUGGCUCCCCGAAUUCUUCCCAAGAAAUAAAGUUCUGGUUGUUUAAGUCGAUCAUUUCACAAGUUCAACAUGUUGAGAACUUCCGGUAAACCUUGUUUUUUUCCUGCCUUUGUGACACAUUACCUGAUAAUGUGAUUCUUUAGUAAACUCUUCAUUUUAAAUCCUCAGGAAAGUUUCUGAUUUUGCAGUCUGAAUAUACCGGUUUUGGCCCUUAGGAUUCUCCAUGUUUGCAUCUGGGCCUGGCAGGAUCACUGCAUUGCUGCACUCUUAAUCGUUCAGUGGUGGUGGCCCAGAUCUCACACUCAGCCUCACCAAAAGCAAUAAAAUAAACAUGGUGUAGAAAACGUGUCUAAGUGCUGUUUACGCUUCAGGGUCAAAUUGGACUAUUUUCCCCCGAUUAUGUGUAGGUUGCUUGCACUGGCUACCAAAUGUUUUAAGAAACUUAAAUUGAGAUCCUUUGUUUUUAGGAUCGAGGCUCAUGUUCCGUGUUGUAAGACAGAAAUUGGAUAAAAGCAAUGUGUUUUUAUGGGUGUUAAUAUUGUUAUUGUUAUUUAUAUUUAAGGGACAUUUUAGUGGAAAUAGUUUUUAAUAUUAUAAUCCUGUUCUGUAGUUGAUAAUACUUUAAAAAGUCAAAUGUUUUGUCAGGGACUUUUUUAAAAAACAAAAUUAAUAUACACAAAAUAUAUCUAUCGUAAUCUCCCACCAAAUAUAUUGCACUGUUGUGUACUACUGUACAGGGUCGCUGGUGUGCGUGUGAGUGGGGUUUUUGUUUGUUUUGUUUGUUUUCUUCUGCAGUUUUGUCCUCCUGACUCUUGUACAGUUAUUGUGACUGCUGAGUGAUACCAAAGUAUUUCCGCACCCGAAGUUACCGGCUACAUCCGAAUCUUAAUCUCAGGAAAAAAUUCUAUAUCAAAAUAUCCAUUACAAAUUAUAAUAAGAUUAUAUAUAUAAGAUCUGGUAUCUGCGACAAAUUAAAAAAAAAAUCCCUCCUUUCCACCUCCAUUCUGCACUGGAGGUGAUUAGUUGUCUUUUUGAUGUUUGAAACUUGAUUCGAAGGUUUCGCCGUUCGUUACUGUGCUGAGUUCUGGUUAUUUUUAAGUGUUUAUGCCAUCUUAGGGCAAAGAUAAAAAGUGGUGUAUGAAAAGAAUGUCGACUUCUGUCAUUUGUGGAAAUGGGUGAAUUUGCCAGCUUCCCAAAACCGUGGCCGAGGCACGGUCUCUCACGCCAGGCUCCUCCAAACACCCUUUAAUGCACACUCGGCGGCCCAUAGCAAAACGGAGAGGAGUACCGACUCGCUUCAUUUCCGCCAGAUAAACAGCCCGUACCGCAAACCAGUGACCACCACCACCACCUUUUCACAGUCACGCGGGUGGGGAGCCAGCCGCGCCGAGGGGCACAUCCUCCUUUGCGAGGUACACAUCCUCCUUUGCGAGGUACACAUCUGUUCUGGAAAAGUAUUAUAUGUCUGUCGCUCCAGAAUUGUUUUCAUCGCUGAAUAACGAAACCAACUGGUAUUCAUUUCCCACGUUAGGCACCGUUUUACAAGCCGCUUGCGACUGGAACCCUCCACCCACCCCCGUCAGGCAUACUCCCCCCCCCCCCCCCCCAAAUUGGAAAAUUAAUUGGAUAGUUAGAUUAUUUUGCUGUACUGCUCAUCUUUUUAAUUUGCACUAAGAAUGGCAUAAUCCAUUUACUGUUGCGUGUAAUUCAUGACCUGUCGUUCCCCCCGCAUUCUUCACGGAUAUUUUUUGUAUGCUGUUCCCAUGUUAAGUCCCUUCACCUUGUCAGAUGGAACACCACCACCACCCCCCCCC